Messenger RNA from Amoebophrya sp. A25, 1291 nucleotides. The record is from the annotation of a GenBank genome assembly. Lineage: Eukaryota; Dinophyceae; Syndiniales; Amoebophryaceae.
CGUGGAGACAUGAGUGCCUUUUCCCCAUGCUAGGUCCCGCACUUGAGCCUAAGCUUCAUCAUGAACCCGCUAGAUAGAUGAAAGGAAAAGGAUAUGUGCCGGAGCAUAAAAGAGUCUUAUCAAAAUUGAUCCCGCUAAGAACAAUGCUGGUAUAUGAAUUAUUCUGAUUCUUGUAGUUGUUUUAGUGGGAGCCGUUUGAAGUGGCUUUCGUUUCUCGUUUAGAUCACAGCAUCUUGUAGCUGUCACAUGAGGGGCAGCUAGAGUUCCUACUACAUAUUCUAUUACCUCCUUAACCGAGACAGCAGCCGAGUGGAUUAAAAUGGGGGGAUACAGGGCAAUGCACCCUAUGUGGUUUAACCGCUACGUAAUGGCAGGCUGGGCUAGCGGGUUCGUUGGAAAUUGGAUCUUCGAACAGUACUACGACAUACCGCGAGAUAGGGUAUCACUUCUCAUUAUCUUGGUGCUUUCUUUAUUCAGCACAGUUUCUUUGUCUGCUUCUUAUUCUCGCCGCUAAGCAAGUUCUUUGUAGUUGAAGAUUGAAACUAUGCGAUGCUAUGUUCUACCUCAUGAAUAGGCACACUGCACUACCACUACUGCUAUCACCACUUCUUAGAAUGCUAACGUGCGUUGGCAGUAUUGGAUGGACCUCUGUAAUGCGAAACGUGCUGGUGAAAUCGAUCCGACAAUGCCUGGCUAUAUGGCAAUGAAGUGGAUCAAUGACAGGGAAAAGAUUGCUUGGGAGAAUCAUGGUACCAUUAUAAGUACUUUUAGUGAUGUUCUUCGCGACUGAAAACUGAAAAGCUGCAGGAUAACUAAGCUGAACAACUAGGUCCUCAAGCACAUUCAUGUUGUUCCUUGUCUCGCACUUCAAGGACAGGGUUAGUAGUGCUAUACCUCAAUUCAUUUUUAGCGGAUCUUCAAUUCCUUACGAGCACGAGGUAGAUGUCAAUAAUCUACCAGGAACUGAUGUAUAUUCAAGUAAGUAUAUCUGUUGUAUUAUCUUCCUAUGAUGUGACAUUUUCUCAUACCUCUUCAGCACGCGAGUACCCAGGCUUCGAGAUGCCCGAGUGCUAAGCUCUGUGUGAAAUCGGGGGAGUAGGGUUAUCGCCCAUCCUAGACAUUCUUGUCCUGCAGAUUAUAAUCAUCCAGCAUUUGUUUUCGGUGAAUUUUACAAUUUUGUUGAUGGACAACUCCUCCGAUACGUAUUCUUGUAUUGAGAUGCCUUGUUUCUCUUCCGGCUGAGUAUGAACUGCAAGUGCUGGGCAUUCGCAGAGACGACGUCGAAAGGCUG